Molecule: messenger RNA, 1464 nt
Organism: Plasmodium malariae
Lineage: Eukaryota; Apicomplexa; Aconoidasida; Haemosporida; Plasmodiidae
Product: PIR protein
Exons: 3
Coding region: 1-1464 (487 amino acids)
Source: RefSeq, a predicted model, not a curated record
AUGUCAACACCAAAUGAGAGUUCAUGGGAAAAUAUUUUAGUAGGAUCACUUUCACAUCAUAUAUAUAAAGAACUCAAUAAUGAUGUUCAGGGAACAAGUUACGAUAGUUAUUGUAGUGAAUUCAGUAAUACAGGAAAUAGUAACAACUUAGAGAGUUAUAAUCUGUGUAAAAAAAUAUCAAGAAAUACAGAUAUUUUAUCAGUAUAUCGUGAUACAAUUCAUUUUAGUACACUUUGUUCACAUUAUAGAUAUUGGGCAUAUUACAAUAUAAAUAAAAUUUUAGAAAAUUUUACAGAUAAUAAUAAUGCCAAACCAUUAGUUAAAAAAUUUUUACAGGUUCGAGAUAAUAUUACUAGGGUUUUUAAUGCGUAUUAUUGCCAAUAUAGCUUUAACGAUGAUAUUCUACAAGAACUAAAUAAUAUGAAAGAAGAAAAAUAUUUACAUGAUUAUUUUAAAAAUUAUGAUAUUAUUAAAACAUCUGAUAGUUGUAGUCGUGUUACACUCAGUGUAUAUGAAAAAUAUCUUAAUUAUAUUAUUAAACUAUAUAACAAGCAUAAAAAUCAGAUGAAAUGUUGUAUAUAUUCAUUUUGGACAGAAUGUGAAGACUAUUUUAGAUGCAAUGAAGAAUUUGAUCCUAAUAAAUUGUUGUCUACUUUAAAGUCUAACGGAAGUAAAAAGUGCAAUAACUUAAUAAAAGCUCAGACACAUCCAACAUCAGAUAGUAUAACACAUUGGGGGCAUUCCCUAACAAAUGUUACAGAUUCAAUUUAUUAUUUUAUGUGUACAGAUAUAACAAAUGGUAACAUUACAAAUAGCCAACAAAAAGAUGGAAGGCUUAGAUGUCAUAGAUUUAGGACAUUCGAUAGAUCGCAUAAUAAUCUGAUAUCGCCUUCUCUUCAACCUCCUUCUGUGCAGGUUCCUUUUACGUUUUCUGGACAAAGAGGAUUUUCUUUAUCUGCAGAAUUACCACGUGAGAGCCUAGAAUUAAACGAACAUUUAAAAAAACAAUAUAUGUUAUCCCCUUCACAAACACCAGAUUUAACUCAAGAUAAGAGUGAUGAUAAAAAUGCUCCUUGCAAAAAUACACUAUUAGUAAGAGAUAUAUCAGGAAUAUGCAGAGAGCCCGAUGUUCGCGAAACUCAAACUAUUGGAGUAAAAUUGAACACAUAUUCUCCAGGAAGAAAAAUAAAAAUCAGACUAAAUCAUAAUUCUAACAUGUUCAAAAACAAUUUUUUUCGCGUUGGAAUCGCAUUUACUCUGAUAGCAGGACUAAUUUUCACUAUUUUCCUUUUUUAUAAAUUUACUCCUUUUGGAAGAUGUUUUCAUAAAAAAGUAUCAAAGAAAAAAAGAAUUGACGAUUAUUAUGAUGAUCCGUAUAUGCGUCAUUUUAUUAUCCGAGCUCCAAAAUAUGGCAGAAGAAAAACUGGGAAUAGGGGAUUACAAUUUUCUUAUUAUACUAGGUGA